Molecule: messenger RNA, 1378 nt
Organism: Micropterus dolomieu (smallmouth bass)
Lineage: Eukaryota; Metazoa; Chordata; Actinopteri; Centrarchiformes; Centrarchidae
Product: potassium voltage-gated channel subfamily S member 3-like
Exons: 1
Coding region: 1-1338 (445 amino acids)
Biological process (GO): protein homooligomerization; potassium ion transmembrane transport
Cellular component (GO): membrane; voltage-gated potassium channel complex
Molecular function (GO): voltage-gated potassium channel activity
Source: RefSeq, a predicted model, not a curated record
AUGGUGUAUGGACAGAUCCUUCAUCGGCACAGCCCUGAUGAUUUAUUUAUUAAUGUCAAUGUUGGUGGUUUCAAACAACGAAUGGAGCACAACAUUCUGAAACGAUUCCCACAGACGCGUCUGGGUCGCCUUCUGUGUUGCAGCUCCAAAGAAGCGAUCCUGGAGCUCUGCGACGACUUCAGUCCCUCUGAAAUGGAGUACUAUUUUGACCGCAACCCAUGUUUUUUCUCCUACGUACUCAACUUUUACCUCACAGGCAAAAUCCACCUGGUGGAUGGGCUGUGCGUAGUCUCAUUUUUUCAAGAGAUUGAGUAUUGGGGCAUCAAGGAGCGCCACCUGGACUUCUGCUGCAGCAACAAAUUCUAUGAACUGAUGUUUGCUGAGGAUAAGUGCUGGGAUCAGAGGAGUGAUGAACUGCAGCUCCACAGCUCAGACUCGUCUGUUGAGGAGCUGUCAGCUUUGGAGGAGGACAUAGAAAUGUUUGAAGGCUCCUGGUGUGCAGAUGUCCGCAGGAAUAUUUGGAUUCGACUUGAGAAUCCAGGUUACUCCACUUCGGCCAAAGUGAUGGCUGUAGCAUCCCUAACUGUGGUCAUUGUCUCUAUCGUUGCCAUGUGUGUCCACAGCAUGCCAGACUUCCAUCAGGUGGAUGUCAAUGAGAAGGAGAUUGAAAACCCAGUGCUUCAUUUCUUUGAGAGCCUCUGUGUUCUUUGCUUCUCUGCAGAGUUUAUUCUUCGUUUGGCUGUUGCACCAUCAGCCAGGAAGUUCUUGUGCAGCCCUCUCAAUAUCAUUGACUUAAUGUCAAUUAUGCCCUUCUAUGUCACUUUAGUCUGUGAUAUAAUGGAUGAAGGUGAGAACACAGACCUGGAGAAUGUUGGCAAAGUGGUGCAGAUUUUGAGGUUGAUGCGAGUGUUUCGCAUCCUAAAACUGGCUCGCCACUCACCUGGCCUUCGCUCUCUUGGCGCCACGCUGCGGCACAGCUCCCGUGAAGUGGGGCAGCUGGUGCUUUUCUUGUCUGUGGGCAUUUCCAUGUUUUCUGUUCUUAUUUACUUUGUGGAGAAAGAAUCCCCUGAGUCAGAGCUGCAGACUAUCCCCAUAGGCUGGUGGUGGGCCACCAUUAGCAUGACUACAGUGGGCUAUGGGGACACGGUUCCCAUUACACUUGCUGGAAAGCUGAUAGGAACCCUGUGCAUUAUCUGUGGGCUGCUGAUCGUGGCUCUGCCCAUUACUAACAUCUUCAAUAAAUUCUCCAAGUUCUAUCAGAGGCAAAGACAUAUCUCAGAAGAAGCAAUAACUGAACCCUCUCCGGCAAGUACAGGGGUUUCCUACCCGAAUGCAUAGGCAACUUAGCAGUGGAGUAAGUGGAGCAUAUGCAUCCCUG